Xenia sp. Carnegie-2017 is the source of this 2121-nucleotide messenger RNA. RefSeq names its product BTB/POZ domain-containing protein KCTD9-like. The coding region runs from base 123 to 1352 and encodes 409 amino acids. The transcript has 12 exons. Gene Ontology annotation, molecular function: calcium ion binding; protein binding. Gene Ontology annotation, biological process: protein homooligomerization. The record is from RefSeq and is a predicted model, not a curated record. Lineage: Eukaryota; Metazoa; Cnidaria; Anthozoa; Malacalcyonacea; Xeniidae.
CAUCGUAAAUGAAGUACAUCAAUAUUUUUCAACAUGGCGUCUCGUGUGAGAUUUCUUCCCUCGGAUAUAAUUUGCCACCAACAUCCAGGAAAUGAAUAAAUAAAAAAGAAAAAUCAUGAAAAAUGGAGAGUAAUCUUCAAAAGCGCGUCGUUCUUUGCAAGAAUGGAGCUGCUGAAAACGGAAAGGUUGUUCUUGUUCCUAAAAGCAUCGAGGAACUGUGCUGUCUCGCUGAAGAGAAACUAAAAGUGCAGGAUUGUAAGUUGUACAAUCGCAAAGGAGCUCGAAUCGAUGAUAUGACUGUGAUCAGAGACGAAGAUGUCAUAUUUGUUUCAAACAAUGGAAGCUUUAAUGAUUCAUCUGAAGACUGGAUAACAUUGAAUGUUGGCGGAAGACAUUUCACAACGACUAAAGCAACUUUAAUUGGAAGCAAUCCCGACAGCAUGUUGGCUAAGAUGUUUUCUUCACAAAAUUGCUGGAGGAGUGCAAGAGACGAGAGCGGGGCUUACUUGAUCGAUCGAAGUCCUGACUAUUUCGCUCCUCUUCUCAACUAUCUCCGCCAUGGAAAGCUUAUUCUCAAUGAUGGCAUCAAUCCCUAUGGCGUUUUAGAAGAAGCAAAGUUUUUUGGAUUUACAAAUGUUGCCGAGCAAGUAGAGCAAAUUAUUAAGGAUUUAGAUAAGGAUGUAGACAAGCCAUUGACGAGGCAAGAAUUUGUUCGAAUAUUGCUGUCGACUCCGUCGAAUUGUGAACUAAGAUGUCAGGGCAUCAAUCUCGAAGGUGCCGACCUUUCCAGAUUGGAUCUACGUUACAUCAAUUUCAAAAUGGCGAACUUGCGGCGUGCUGAUUUAGCUGGAGCAAAUCUUUCAAAUUGUUGUUUUGAACGAUCAUGUUUAUCUGGUGCUCACAUGGAUGGUGCUUCGCUCAGCGGUGUACGAAUGCAGCGCGCUAAUCUUGAAGGAGCCUCACUCAUGGCUUGCAAUUUUGAAGAUCCAGCCGGAGUGAAAAGUGCGAACCUGGAAGGAGUAAAUAUGAAAGGUUGUGAUUUGGAAGCUAGUCAAAUGUCAGGCGUCAAUCUCCGUGUGGCCACGAUGAAAGGCGCUAAUCUACAGAACUGUAACUUGCGUGGGGCAAUAUUGGCGGGAGCUGACCUAGAGAAUUGUAAUAUGUCUGGAUGUGAUCUGCAAGACGCAAACGUCCGCGGUGCCAAUAUUGUCGGUUUGUCUUUGGAAGAAAUGCAGUCACCAUUACACAUGUCUUUAUGGGUACACACACAAUCGGGUCGUCACGAACACGAUACAGCACUUGAAAUGCGUCUCGACGAAUCAAUAAACAACAACGAGCACUUGAACACGUGAAAAGUGGGUUGUGAUGCCAUUCCUGUCGAUGUCUGACCAUAACAAUGCAAGCAAUCGGCCAUUUUUAUGUGUCAUGAUGAUGACACCGUACAGUAAGGCGUCUCGUUUUAAUGAUUUGCGCGAAGAUACUUUGAUUUUUCUAUUUGAUGGGAAUAUUUUCUUUGCAUUUUUUGCCGUUAUUGACAUUCCUGGUUCGAAACAAAUCUGAAAAUGAAAAAAAAGAUGUUUGCAGGAAGUUCUUGCAUGGAAAUUUUAUUUUCCUCGUGCUGUGCACGCAUCAAAAACGAAACGAAACGAGGGUUCCUAGUGGAUUUUAGGUCCUGCUUGUCGAAAUCAUUUUGGAUAAUUUACAAUACUUUUAAAGACUACUCGUGAAUUUUUGAUAGUCUCCAUUCUGAAUGUUUAGAAUAUUCAGACCUAUUAGUGAUGUAUUGUCAUUUCAUGAUUAGCAUCAUGUAUUUCAUAUUGAAAGUUAAAGCUUCCUUUAAGAGUCCUGUCAUUCAUGUUCUCUUCGCAACUUGAUUGGCCACCCCACCCCAGUGUUUCUUAUGAACUAUGAACUAGUGUCUAUGAUCAGAUGAAUAUGGUUUAACUUGUGAAGUUAUUGCAUUUUGAAGAACUGGGGAAAUAUUUAUAUAUACUGACGUCCAAUUUCCGUAUAUUUUAGUUACUUGUGCAGCUCAAAAAAUUAGGAAAUCUUAAACUUACAAAUCAUAGAUAUGCAUGCUUAAAAAAUAUGGAUGACAAAUAUACAGUUACAACACGUUCA